This is a messenger RNA of Hipposideros armiger (great roundleaf bat), 2353 nucleotides long. It is a transcript of the gene KYAT1, whose product is annotated as kynurenine aminotransferase 1. The transcript has 13 exons. Gene Ontology annotation, molecular function: L-kynurenine:2-oxoglutarate transaminase activity; pyridoxal phosphate binding. Gene Ontology annotation, cellular component: mitochondrion; cytoplasm. NCBI's taxonomy places the organism in Eukaryota, Metazoa, Chordata, Mammalia, Chiroptera, Hipposideridae. The record is from RefSeq and is a predicted model, not a curated record. The coding region runs from base 106 to 1857 and encodes 583 amino acids. Gene Ontology annotation, biological process: biosynthetic process.
AGCCUGAGCUCGGCCCCCUUAAAGGGACAGGGACGGCUCUAACCUUCCGGGCGCCCUUGGUGACAAGAGGUGAAGUGGCUGAGGCGGAGAAGUCAUCAGUGCCCCAUGACUCUAGGAAGCAUGUUCAGGAAUGCAGCAGCCAUCUAUUUGCACCUGGUGGGGUCCCUCCAGAGAAAGAAGGCUGGAGCUUCACUCACCCGGUACUUGCACCAGACUGUAAGUGCACUCUGCCACAUGCAUGACCUGGGGCCCCUGGGAUCUGGCUUGGUCCUGGCUUCAGUAUGGGAUGUGAGUCUCCUCCUUCAGGAAGCCUUCCCUGACUGCAGCCUGGAUGUAGGUCCCUCCCUUGCCCUUGCCUCUAAUCUAGAACUUGUAGCUCUGCAUCUCAAUCCCAUCCAGCUGCCUCCCCAGUCAUCUCCUACUCCCAGCCCAUGUUCGUACAGUAGGUACUCAGUAAAUAGUACUGGACCAAGUCAUGGUUCUGACACUGAUCUUUGGACCAGGGCAGAUGCUAGUUGUCCAGUUUUUCUAGAAGAAUCCCAGUUCAUCGCUCACCCUGUCCUGGAAACGGACCGAAGUCCAGGUCGGGGUGGAGGGGUGGGUGGGCUGGUGCCAACUCUCCAUUUGUUGCCCAGGGUGGAGUUCGUGAGACUGGCCAGUGAGAAUGAUGCCGUGAACUUGGGACAAGGCUUCCCCGACUUCCCGCCCCCAGACUUCGCAGUGGAAGCCUUUCGGGAUGCUGUCAGCGGAAACUUCAUGCUCAACCAGUACACCAAGGCAUUUGGCUACCCACCACUGACGAAGAUCCUGGCAAGUUUCUUUGGGAAGCUACUGAGACAGGAGAUAGACCCGCUCGAGAAUGUGCUGGUGACUGUGGGUGCCUACGGGGCCCUAUUCACAGCCUUUCAGGCCUUGGUGGAUGAAGGAGACGAAGUCAUCAUCAUCGAGCCCUUUUUUGACUGUUAUGAGCCCAUGACAUUGAUGGCUGGGGGUCGUCCUGUGUUUGUGUCCCUGAAGCCGACCCCCACGAAGGACCAGGAACUAGAUUGCAGCAGCAACUGGCAGCUGGAUCCCACGGAGCUGGCCAGCAAGUUCACAUCUCGAACCAAAGCCCUAAUCCUCAACACACCCAACAACCCCCUGGGAAAGGUGUUCUCCAAGGCAGAGCUGGAGCUGGUGGCCAACCUGUGCCAGCAGCAUGACGUGGUGUGCAUCACUGACGAGGUCUACCAGUGGCUGGUCUACGAUGGGUGCCAGCACAUCAGCAUCGCCAGCCUCCCCGGCAUGUGGGAACGCACCCUGACCAUUGGCAGCGCUGGCAAGACCUUUAGCGUCACCGGCUGGAAGGUGGGCUGGGUCCUGGGCCCCAAUAGCCUCAUGAAGCACCUGCGCACUGUGCACCAGAACUCGAUCUAUCAUUGUCCCACGCAGACUCAGGCUGCAGUAGCCCAGAGCUUCCAGCGGGAGCAGCUGCAUUUUGGCCAACCCAGCAGCUACUUCGUGCAGUUCCCACAGGCUACCCAGCGCAAGCGUGACCACAUGAUACGAAGCCUACAGUCCGUGGGCCUGAGGCCUAUUAUCUCCAAGGGCAGCUACUUCCUCAUCGCAGACAUCUCAGACUUCAAGAGCAAGAUGCCUGAUUUGCCUGGUGCUGUGGACGAGCCCUAUGAUAGACGCUUCAUCAAGUGGAUGAUCAAGAAUAAGGGCUUGGUGGCCAUCCCUGUCUCCGCCUUCUACAGCCAGCCACAUCAGAAGCACUUUGACCACUAUAUCCGCUUCUGUUUUGUGAAGGAUGAAUCCACGCUCCAGGCCAUGGACAAGAAGCUGCAGGAGUGGAAGGAAGAACUUGGAGCCUGACGUUGCCCCCAGAGCCCUGUGUCACCUUGUUGGUCCCUGUACACUCUUCAGGGCUCUGUCUCUGUCCAGAUUUUAGCCAUUCCCAAAUUGGGGGUAGGUGGUACUGGUGGACCCCCUCUCUGUGACACAGAUAUCUGUAGGGAAAAGCCCUUCUUAGUCUUGGGGCAGUCAGGAACACAUCCCCAGGGUGCCUAUAAUCUUAUUUUGGAGGUGAGGAAGGCCUGACCUGGGCCUCUCCCUGUCCCUCCCUCAGUCAAGUUGUAGGGUCUUCGGUCCCCGUUGGCCUCCCCAGACGUAGCUGGGACUCAACAGGCAGACUCCAACAGUGUACUGCCUUGACUCCCAGCCAUGACCCCAGCCCUGCACUGGCCCCAGCGGAGGCUCAGGCAUUCCUCCCUUUCCUUAUCUAAACUUGACCUUAGGAAGUUGCCUUCAGGCUUGAGUCCUCAAGCCAGUCCUUUUUGCCCAUAAUAAAAUUGUAGGUUAUUCAAACAUU